UCGUAAGUUUCCGGCAGUUUCCGGGGAGACUCGGGGACUCUGCGUCUCUCUCGCUCUUUUCCGCUCGCCUGGUGCGGCGGGGCAGGGUGCUGAGCUAGUCAUGGCGUCCCCCUCUCGGAGACUGCAGACUAAACCAGUCAUUACUUGUUUCAAGAGCGUCCUCUUGAUCUACACUUUCAUCUUCUGGAUCACUGGUGUUAUCCUUCUUGCCAUUGGCAUUUGGGGCAAGGUGAGCCUGGAGAAUUAUUUUUCCCUUUUAAAUGAGAAGGCCACCAAUGUCCCCUUCGUGCUCAUUGGCACCGGCACUGUCAUUAUUCUUUUGGGCACCUUUGGCUGUUUUGCUACCUGCCGAGCUUCUGCAUGGAUGCUAAAACUGUAUGCAAUGUUUCUGACUCUCAUUUUUUUGGUUGAACUGAUUGCUGCCAUCGUAGGAUUUGUUUUUAGACAUGAGAUUAAGAACAGUUUUAAGAAUAAUUAUGAGAAAACUAUAAAGCAGUAUAACUCUACGGGAGAUUAUAGAAGUGAUGCCGUAGACAAGAUUCAAAAUACGUUGCAUUGUUGUGGUGUCACCGACUAUAGAGAUUGGAAGGAUACUAAUUAUUACUCAGAAAAAGGAUUUCCCAAGAGUUGCUGCAAACUUGAAAAUUGUUCUCCACAGAGAGAUGCUGAUAAAGUAAACAAUGAAGGUUGUUUUAUAAAGGUGAUGACCAUUAUAGAGUCAGAAAUGGGAGUGGUUGCGGGAAUUUCCUUUGGAGUUUCUUGCUUCCAGCUGAUUGGAAUCUUUCUAGCCUACUGCCUCUCUAGGGCCAUAACAAAUAACCAGUAUGAGAUAGUGUAAUCAGCAAAUCAUGGGCUUACUCCUCUCCAACUUUAAGGACAUUUACAUUCCCUCCUGUGAACUAUGAGAUUGCCUGGAUGGAAGACAGUUUAACACUUCUUACCAAAUAGACCAAAAAAUUACAUCAAUAGGCUGAUUCAGUCAAGACAUUUGUUCAAUAUAGGUUCACCUGGCCCAUUCAUGUUAGAUCAUUGAAACCCCUGUAUCACUGUGAAACACUGGAAGAGCUAGUAAAUUGUAAAUGAACUAA
Molecule: messenger RNA, 1088 nt
Organism: Hyaena hyaena (striped hyena)
Lineage: Eukaryota; Metazoa; Chordata; Mammalia; Carnivora; Hyaenidae
Gene: TSPAN6
Product: tetraspanin 6
Exons: 8
Coding region: 101-838 (245 amino acids)
Cellular component (GO): membrane
Source: RefSeq, a predicted model, not a curated record